CCAUUCGUCAGUUGAAGUCAGAACGGGAUUUGAGUUUACUACAAGCCUUUAUAAAUGAAACUGUGAAUUGAAAUAUCAGCUCUUAAGCUUCGGCAUGGAUAUUACAAGUUCUCGGUGAAUACACAUCUAUAGUGAUCAGUUUUUGACACUUUAUUUAUCUCCAGCCUCAAGUGGUCGUUGUUGGGGAGCAAUACUUUUUGACGAAAAGACAUUUUCAAGGAAGUUGAAAAAUAUACGCUGAAUAAAAAACCCUAACAAAUAAGACUGAUCUUUAAAAGAAGACGAAUCGUUUACAAGUGAAAACAUUAGAAUUCCAGUGGUUAUUCUUCUUUUAACAAAAGACGAUUAGCAAUUUAAAUGUUAUUAAAACAAGGCGCCUUGAAGUUAAAAAAGAAAAUGGAUGUGUCUUCAUUGCUUGGUUAAAAACAAUCAAUAGCAUAUUAAAGAUUCCUCUUCUAACGAAGGUGGUCUGCUGGUGUCGACAGCUUUGUCGAUAUUUCUUACUUUAAAUUGGAGAUCUCGCGUUUUCAGAAAGACAUAAUUCACAGGAGCUGUUAGUGUUAACCACAGAUAGCCAAGAAUUGCGUGUGAUUACGUCACCGGUAUCCUAACUUCGGAGGAGAGAGACUUAUGAAAUAACUGAAGGGAUUUCAAUUUUAAUUUAGAGAAUUCCAAUUAUCCCCGACGGAUACGAUUACACACGUUUUGUUAACUCUGAAAUAUUGCUUAAACAUUAAUGGAUAAUUUUUUUUACGAUAUACGUCUUAAAUGUGUUGGUAUUUUCUACUGGAGAUAAGGUUAUUGGUUUUCACGGCUACUAACUAUCUGUAGCAGUUCUAACGUGUUGAGAAAGCAUUCUACUGUCGGCUGCAAAAAAGAACUAAAUAUUGAGGUGAAGAGUUGAACAUUGCCACUUGUGAGGGAAAACACUCGGGAAUAUAUUUUGAUUGAGCUUCAUGGAUGGAUACAUAAACCAGUCGAGUAAUUUAAGCAACAGUUGUUGAUCAACAUUGAAACGCUUUUCAGGAAAAGAAUACAGAGACGAAAGCACUCACUGACAUUUUGUAUGGCCCGAGCUACUUGAUAAUUUCAGGUUGUAUUUAUUAGUUUUAGGGGCAACGUGCAAGCAUAGUCACUACUGAGAGUCAAUUGUCCAUCGCGGAUGAUAAAUGGAAAUUUAUUUCUAGAAAGACAAUUCUUUAAAUUGAAGGUUGACGUUAACUCGCCUGAGAUACGAUAAUUGCUAUUGUUCGUGACGCGAAUUUCCUCCUUCGAUUUUUACUGUGGUUGAAUUUACGCUGUUAUUAUUUUUUACCCACCAAAACGAAUUUACAAUUUAAAGAGCUCUGUUGAUGGGAUUUAUGAGUAUUUUGUUUCAUAUCAAAGACCAAUUUUCCACAGCUGUUUCGUAUUAGACGAGAUAAAAUUACACUUUACGUAGAAACCGUCUUUUGCUUCCUUUCCCUGGAGCAUACAAUCUGGUGUGUGUUAUUUAGGUAAAGUAUCUAUGAUCGCGUGUUUAUACUUUUUCCAAUUCAUUUAGCGAUAAAUCGAGAUCUUAAGUGCAUUUCGUAAUAAGUGCUUUAUUUUUCAUCUUUGUAUUCCGAUUUGAAAGCAGGUGUAUAAGUGCUUUUGAAACAAGAACAAUUUCGAAAAAGUAAAUUGAUAUUUAUUGACUCGUUUGAGGAGGAUAUGAACAGAAGCUAGUCGAAUUGUUUUUAGUUUCGCUGAUCAAUUUGUGUGUUAUAUUCGUAAUUGUUUUCAAAAUGUCCUGCAAAACAAAUUCUACAGACAAGUCGGAAAUUCUGGAGUUAAAUGUAGGAGGCGUGUUCUACACCACAACGUUAGAUACGCUAUGUAAAGAACCGACGGGACUGCUAGCUCAAACAUUCUCGCCAGAGUCGUCCACGAACAACCUGUUGCGGGACUCUAAGGGUAAAUAUUUCAUUGACAGAGACGGGGUGUUGUUCAGAUAUGUGCUGGAUUAUCUCCGAAAUCUCAAAAUUGUCCUGCCAGAAAAUUUUCAAGAAAAGGAACGCUUAAAACUAGAAGCCGAAUAUUUCCAGUUACCGGAAAUGCUAAAGGGUUUGCUGAUGACGGCAUCCUCUUCACAACUCUCCCCGCUCAGCGCUGCCUGUCUUACGGGAUAUUCCCCAGCGAACAUACCCAUCUCCUCUGGUAAACCACCCGGAUAUAUUAGCAUUGGCUAUCGAGGUACCUUUGCUUUUGGCAGAGAUGGUCUUGCUGAUGUUAAAUUCAGAAAAUUGAGUCGAAUUAUUGUCAGUGGGAAGGUUUCGCUGUGUCAAGAGGUUUUUAAAGAGACACUGAAUGAAAGCCGAGAUCCUGAUCGAGGAGGACUGGAUCGUUACACAGCCCGGUAUUUUCUUAAACACACAUUUUUGGAACAAGCAUUCGAUGCCCUACAAGAGGAGGGGUUCGUAAUGGUUGGGUCAGCUGCAUCGGGAACCAACGGAGCUGGAGAAAUGAAACCAGGUUUGGAUACCGAGGAAGCGAAAUGGCAACAUUACAACGAAUUCGUCUUUGAGCGACGCUGAGAGAAUAAGGCUUAGAUUGCUUCUGCACUUUUCAACUUAUGUCGCACUCCAUGUUGGCAGGGGUCGUAUCCAGUACGUCAACAUGUCAAAGUAAUUUGAUUUUGAGGACAUUCUCGAAGGAAUACGCCGAAUGAAAAUAAAGCGUCAAGAGUUUGACAAAUUACUUUGAUUACAUUCCAACUACUGAAUCUGGAACAACUCUUAUGUAUUUAUAGCGGAUAAUGGACGCGGGGUGGCUUUCUUCUUCUUUUUUUUCCUUUUUUUGUGUCUGGUGUUUUUACAACUAAACGACUCCUCUUCUUAACUAUAAACAUCUCAAGAGAUUCGAGGAGAACUGUGAAGUUAUUUGUAUAGAAAAAAAAAGUUGCACUACAAUAAUUGUACAUAUGAUUUUUUUCCAUGUUGUGAUGAAACAAAUUAAAACAAUAACGGCCGUAUAUAAUCAGAUAUAUUCGUGUGUGUACAAUAUAUCUGGUGAUAGCCGUGACAAUAAGUGUUCCAAUUUUCAAAUAAACAGACCAGUGUCCAUCCACCUUCUAUGAAGGAAUUAAGUUUUUUUUUUCUUUCGUGUGUGCGAAUGGACCCGUAGGAAACAAGCUAGAUUUGGAUUUGAUUCAACUAAACGUGUGUGCGUGAUUAGAAAUAUAGGGAAACCAUGCGAGGUAAAGUGCAUGAAUCACUCUUUAUACCAUCUGAAUGAGUUAAUGAAGAGUAUGGUAUAUAAACUUAUAUAAAUAUAGAUAUAUAUAGUAGUUAUUAUUGUUAUAUUAUAGACGUAUUUAUUAUAUAUGAAGAACUACAAUUAAAUAGUAGAACACUAA
This is a messenger RNA of Patella vulgata (common limpet), 3376 nucleotides long. Its product is annotated as BTB/POZ domain-containing protein KCTD16. Lineage: Eukaryota; Metazoa; Mollusca; Gastropoda; Patellidae. The record is from RefSeq and is a predicted model, not a curated record. Bases 1767 to 2555 code for a protein of 262 amino acids. The transcript has a single exon. Gene Ontology annotation, biological process: protein homooligomerization.